This is a messenger RNA of Nothoprocta perdicaria, 5861 nucleotides long. Its product is annotated as complement C4-A-like. The transcript is spliced from 41 exons. Bases 90 to 5144 code for a protein of 1684 amino acids. Gene Ontology annotation, cellular component: extracellular region. The record is from RefSeq and is a predicted model, not a curated record. Gene Ontology annotation, molecular function: endopeptidase inhibitor activity; protein binding. Gene Ontology annotation, biological process: complement activation. NCBI's taxonomy places the organism in Eukaryota, Metazoa, Chordata, Aves, Tinamiformes, Tinamidae.
CCAUUUCUUGCAACCUGGAUCUCAACGGAGGAUUGAGGGUGGCUUUUGGAUUUUUCUGUUUUGUAGGACCAGUGCCAUAGAGGCUUCCAAUGGAAAGGCUGAUAUUUUUGAUGAGUUUUUGUUUACUGUUAUCCAAUGCACAGCAAGCACCAUCAUUUCUUAUUACUGCUCCUAACGUCGUGCACUUGGGCACACCUGAGACAGUAACAGUUCAAGUUCAUGGAGUACAGAGCCCUGUCCAAGUUACAGCAUACUUUAAAGAUGAGGCAAAGAAUAAGCUCGUAUCAGCAAAGACCACCUUUAACCUUAACCAAGGGAACAACUACCAACAGAUCAAAAAAUUAUUGAUCAACCCAGAAAAUGUGAAUAUGGAUAUGUCCAUGAGGACAAGGCUGCCCUAUGUUCUGCUGGUCACUGAAAGCAGGCACCUUUUCGGGGAGGCCGUUCAAACCAUUCGCAUCCUCCUGUCUUCCAAGAAAGGCUACAUUUUUAUUCAGACAGAUAAACCUAUAUACACACCGAACUCCAAAGUAAAAUUCAGGGUGUUCAUUCUGGACAAUGCUAUGAGGCCAACAAGUGAAGCAAUUCAAGUUGCUGUGAUAAACUCAAGAGGAAUGGUGACUAAAAAGUCUGAAUGGAGAGUAAAAACAGUGCUUAACGAACAUUUUGUAAUACCUGAUAUUGCCGAACCUGGAACAUGGAAAAUCAUGGCCUGGUUUCAAGAUUAUGAAAUGUCAAAUGCUUCAGCUGAAUUUGAAGUUAAAAAAUAUGAGCUGCCUUCUUUUGAUGUCAAACUCAUCCCACUCCAGCCAUACUACCACAUUUGGAAUCAAAGCUUUGUCUUUGAUAUUGAGGCAAAACAUUCUUAUGGCAAAGGUAUUGACGGAAUUGCAUAUGUGCGAUUUGGCGUAGUGGAUGAAACUGAGAAAAAAGUCUUCCUUACAGGCCUGGAACAACAGCUCUCAAUCCAAAAAGGAAAAGGACGAGUGACUUUAAGUACACCCAUGCUGGAAGAGAAAUUAAAAAGUAAUAUUUCCACUCUAGAAGGUUUUCAUUUGUAUAUUGCUGUUACCACUGUAGAAACUGCAAGUGGCGAGAUCAGGGAGGAAGAACUCAGUAACGUGAAGUUUGUGAAAUCUCCUUAUGUUGUUGAUCUGUCCAACACCAAAAAAUAUUUUGUGCCUGGAGCCCCCUUCUCUGUUUUGGCAUCUGUCACUCUGACUGAUGGUUCUCCUGCUGCCUCUCUGCCUGUCACCGCUACUGUUACCUCAUCUGGAACCCCAAUGAAAAGUACUGCACUGUCAAAUAAAGAGGGUCUGGUCCACUUCACAUUCAGCAUCCCUGGAGAUGCACAGGUGCUCCAAAUAAAGGUAAAGGCUGAAGAGGGAAAAGAAAAGCUAGAAUCACCUGAAGCCAGGAUCAGGGCUGAAAGAUACAGGUCUGAUACUCGCAACUACCUCAGCAUCAGUGUCCCACAUGCAGUCUUGACACCUGGAGAUACUUUGCGUGUUACCUUGAAUGCUGUUCAUCAGUCUGGCAGUGGAAAGAUUGACUAUUUCUAUUAUAUGGUUGUAGUAAAGGGGCAAACUGAGCUUUUGGGAAGGAUUCCCUACUCAAACAAAAUGAUAAACCUUCAAAUCACGGAGAAGAUGGUGCCUGCCUUUCGCUUGGUAGCUUACUACUUCAUUGAGAAUGGUGGUCGUAGGGAGAUCGUUGCUGAUUCUGUAUGGGUAGACAUUGUGGAUGUCUGUGAGGGAAAGAUUAAAGUGAGAACAGAACAUGAGAGAUACGAACCAACAGAUAGCAUCAAUUUACUAGUUGAAACGGACCAUGAAGGAAUUGUUGCCUUGGCUGUGGUUGACAGAGCAGUUUUUAUUCUGAACAAGAAAAACAAGCUUACAUCCAGAAAAGUCUUUAAUGCUAUGAAUUCCUACGAUCUUGGGUGUUCUGCAGGUGGUGGGGCAGAUAAUGCUCAAGUUUUUACUGAUGUUGGUCUGGCCUAUUUAUCAGACACAAUUAAAUCUGAUCUGCGAGAAGGCUAUAGGUGCCCCCAGAACACCAGAAGGCAGAAGAGAUCACUGGAUUUCCAGAAGAUAACUUCAGCAAUUUCUAAGAAAUAUGAAGACCCUGAUCUACAAAAAUGUUGCCAGGAUGGAAUGAAAUUAAAUCCCAUGAAGUUUACUUGUGAUAAAAGGCUAACAAGGGUUACUGGUUCCGCUGAAUGCCAAAAGGCUUUCAAGUUCUGUUGUGAGAAGGCUACAGAACUCAGGAAAAUCUUGGCAACACGAAGAACUAGAGUUGGAUUGGCACGAAAUUUUGAUCUUUAUGAAGAUGAAAUAUUUGAUGAAAGCUCCAUCACCUUGCGUAGUUAUUUUCCAGAGAGCUGGUGGUGGAAUUUAAAAGAAUUAAAACAUCCUGGGAACCAUAGCAUAAAAAGUGUGGUUCCUGAUUCUAUAACUACCUGGGAAAUUCAGGCAAUAAGUAUAUCUCCUCAAAAAGGUUUUUGUAUAGCUGAUCCUCACACCUUUGAGGUUUUCAAAGACUUUUUUAUAUCCCUGAGAUUACCAUACUCAGUUAAAAGACAUGAACAGCUAGAAAUAAAAGCAGUUAUUUACAACUAUCUGCCUGAAGAUCUCCAGGUCACAGUGAAGAUGGCUGCACAGAAGGGGCUGUGCACUGCAGAGACAACAGACAGGUCUGUACAGCUGAAGCUGACGGCUGCAGGGAACUCGGCAACACCAGCCUAUUUCUCCGUUGUUCCUCUGACUGUAGGAGAAAUUCCAAUCACCAUUACUGCUUUUGACCCUAUUUCUGGGCACAGUGAUAGCAUUAGAAAGAUGCUCAAUGUUGUGGCUGAAGGUGUUUUACAGAGAGAAGAGCAGACCAUUUGCAUUAAUAGUGACUUCAAAUACCGUACUCUGGACCUGGGAAAACCAUCUAACAUGGUACCAGAUUCUGACAGUCACGUGUUUGUUAGCCUGAAAGGGGAUAUUAUGGGUGCAUCCACAGAGAAUUGUCUUACUGCUAAUGGAAUCGAUAAACUUAUCCAGUUGCCAAAGGGCUGUGCAGAGCAAACGAUGGUGAAAAUGGCCCCUGCAGUCUUUGCUAUUGAGUACUUGGAUGCAAGUGACCAAUGGGUGAACCUUAGUCCUGAACGGAAGGAUGAAGCCAUUAGGAUGAUUGAACAAGGCUAUACUAGGGUGCUUGAGUUUCAAAAAGAUGAUGGUUCCUAUGGAGCAUUUAAAUCAAUCCCCAGCAGUGUAUGGUUAACUGCAUUCAUUGUUAAAGUACUUGCAAGAAGCAGAGAAUACAUUAGUGUGCAAGACAGUCACAUACAUAAAUCAAUUACCUACUUGCUUAAUAAUCAGCAGGCAGAUAAUUCUUUCCAUGACCCUCACCCGGUACUUGACAGGAAUAUGCAGGGUGGCAUUAAGACAGAAGAAGAGGAUCUGGCUCUGACAGCCUUUGUAAUCAUUGCAUUGCAACAGUCUCUACCAGUUUAUAACGAGUCGUCUGCUGCGAUGGAUGUGAUUACAAAAUCCGUGGCUUACAUGAAAAACUAUCUUUCAAGAAACUUGAACUUCUAUUCUACAGCCAUCACUGCUUAUGCUCUGACACUUGUUCAGUCCCAUAGUGAUGAAGCCAAAUGGGCAACAGAAAAAUUAAGAGGGUGUUCUUCUUUUGAUGAAGAAAAGCAGCAGCGCUACUGGGGAAAUGGCAGAGAUACAGUCUCAGUGGAAGCCACUGCCUAUGCAUUGCUUCAAACCUUGCUCCUGAGGGAUAUGGACUAUGCAAGGCCUAUUGCUACAUGGCUGACGGAGAAAAGGAACUAUGGUGGAGGAUUCUGCUCUACACAGGACACAGUGGUAGCCCUGGAGGCUCUGUCAGCAUAUAGCAUACAGGCAUUGGAAACUUCUUCAGGCAGCCUGAGUGUUAGAGUAGAAACACCUGGAAGGCAAAAGAGUUAUCUGAUCGCUUUGACUGAUAGAGACGAAGAAAUUCAGAAGGCAUUAGAGUUUGAUCUUGGGAGCCAACUUCAUGUGUCUGUGGAAGGCAGAGGAAACGGGACUAUGAGUAUAUUAAAAGUGUACCAGUCUUCUGAGCUGAAGGAAAGCAAAUGUGAUGAUCUGAUUUUGACAGUAGAAAUGGAAGGAGUCGUCAAAUAUGCUGAUGCUGAAUAUGCCUAUGAAAACUAUGAUUAUGAGUCUGUUGCUAUAGAAGCCACUCAGCAUGAGCCACUACUUGAUAUCGAGUGGUUUGAUAUCCACAACAGAAGGAAAAGGGAUGUGAUCUCUUCCAAGAAAACAGAAUCCCUGCGCUACAAAGUCUGUGUCAGGUCUGCAAGUGCCAAUGUGCCAAAGAUGUCUCUUGUUGAUCUUUCUCUAUUAAGUGGCUUGGAACCUGACACAAAGGAACUUGAACAGUUGGUAACGUCUUCAGACAAAUAUAUUCAGCAUUUUGAGCACAAGGAAGGAAAGGUGUUGCUUUACUUUGGUGAGAUCACAACUGGACCAGAACCGGACUGCAUAUCAUUCGAAGCAAAGCAAAUCAAUCCCAUGGGGCUUGUUCAGCCAGCAAAUGCCAUCCUUUAUGAUUUUUACAAUCCUGAAAGAAAGUGCAGCAUAUUCUAUAGUGCACCCCAGCACAGUGCAAUGCUUUCGAAGAUGUGCCACGCGGAUGUUUGCCAGUGUGCAGAAGGUCCCUGUCCAAGACAAAGGUCAACUUUCAGUAAAGCUGUAACAAGUGCACGUGUGAACUUUGUGUGCUACAACCCUACUGCAGAUUAUGUGUAUGAAGUAGAGCUCCUUAACAGCACACAAAAAAAUGUUUUUGACUACUAUGAGGCCAAAAUCCAGAGAAUCCUUAAAAUCACUGCUGAUGAAAACAUCUAUGUGGGAGCUCAACGACAGUUCCUUAAGCGCUCCUCUUGCAAGUUAGACAUGGAAAUGGGCAAACGGUACCUCCUGAUGGGAAAGGAUGGACAUACAGUUGAUGACAAAAACAGGCUGCAGUACUUCCUUGAUUCACAAACCUGGGUGGAGCAAAUUCCAGAAAACAGCAUGUGCCAAGCAACCCUUCAGCGGCAGGCCUGCAUCCAUCUGCAGGACUUCUUAAACAGGCAUGACUUCCUGUGCCACUUCUGAAAAACUGUGCUGCUCCCCAAAUCCAAUACGUGUCUCUGCAAUUCAGAUUCUGCUUCUGCUUCUCUUACAAAGCCUGUAGAUGACACAGACACCUGAAACGUGACAGAGCUGCUUUCGUUGCUAUCUGUCCUUCUCUUAGACAGAAUAAAUUGUUGAAUGCAAUAUCUUCCUGUUAAUGUAUAUGUCCAUGAAUACCUUGUCAAAAUUUUCAGUUAUUGUACUAAUUAUUGUGUUUAUUGUCUCUACUACUGACUGAGAGCAAGUAGGAAUUCCUGUCUCCCUGUCUAUAACUCAACAAUGCAAUUAAAAGGGAUCAAGUGUAAAGAGUGUUUUUCAUCACGAUUUUGGUAGCUGCCCCUGUCAUUACCAUAGUAGAGGUGAAGAAAUUUGCAUGGAUCAGGAAGAAUACUGGUCAUUUGUGGGCUUAUCACAUUCACUUAUGUGAAAAUACUCCUGAAAGAAAAGUGACACUAACUUCAUGCUUCAGCAUGUCAAUUGUCUUCUAAUUUUAAUAGUGGAACAAAUGACCUCACUUGUAGCAGUAAUUCCCAUGUGCACUUAUGAAGCAGCUGAAACUGGAAGUGGCUCAGCAUCAUGGACAGAGAACUGGACAGAAUGUGUAUUGUGACCCAGGAGCCCUGCACAGGCUAGUUAGUGCUAGUACCGCACUGAGGGCACAAAAUACUUCUUAAUUACACUCUGUAGUCUGAUCUUUCA